AUGGAUCAAUCUGACUUUUUCGCAGAGGUAUCUGAUAACGAAGCUUUGGAAUUCUCUGAUUUCUGGAGUUCUACUGGCAUAGAUAAACAGGUUCUUCAAGGUGCAAAGUUGCGAGAAGAAAAAUCUAAAUACAUUGAAUAUGUGAAAGAGUGCAAACCAGUCAAUAUCGACAUUGAAACUGCCUCAUUCAAAAGGCUUUCGUGCAAACGAAAAAGGAAAUCUGAAACUUCUAGAAAAAGAGAGACAAAGACUUGUAAAGCAAAAUUAUUUUGCGCUCUAUUUGGUCAUAGAAUUACUAUGAAGUUGUCACCGCCAGGAUGUAUACCAAUGGAAAUGAGCUUAUUAAACUUAUCUGAAAUAAUUAAUGAGGAAAUUACUCAACUCCUACACAAAGGAAAGAAACUAAGAGUAAAUAAAAAGAUUCAAGCUGAAAUUUCAGAUAAGGUUACUGUAUGGAUAGCAAGAGUACUAGAAGACGCAAAGAUGAAAAUUAUGUUCGACGAUUUGGAGGAAUUAGAGGAGCAAGAGGGACAUAUAUGGGAUAUAUUAGACGAUAUUAUCGAAACAGUAUCAGAACACUGUAAAUCCGAAAGCAUGUCUGUUAUAUAUAGCAAAGUCGAUGAUUCAAGAACUGGGAGCUAUAUGUCAAUAGACAGUAAUAAAUCAAGUCCUACAUUUAUUAAAACGAAUGCAAUCGAUUUAGAAAAUCAUAUUAACGGCAGGAGUGAAAGUGAGGUCACUAAAACUGAUAUAAUGCAAGCGAUCUUAUCUGACAUCAUUAGUGACAUCUGUGGUUAUGAGAGUACAGCAAAAAUAUCAGAGUAUAUGAAAUCAGUAAUUUAUGACAGCUUAUCAGAAAUAACAAGUGAUACUGAAAAAGAUCUAAAUAUAAUAAAUAAUAAUGAAGGAAAAGAUGGAUCUAAGACUGUAGAAGGUGAUAACAUUAUAACAAUUGAAAAUACUAAAACCGUGUCUGAAAAUGACCUAAAAUCACUUAAUAAGUCAAAUGUGCCUGACAAACUUAUACGUAACGAAUCUAAAUCGGACAUAGUCACUAGCUAUGUUACCGAUCACGCUUUAACCGAGGACGAAAUUUUAACAAAAGCGAAAGAUAGUUAUGAGGAUAUUACAAAUAAAGGGAAUCAGAAUGACGAACAAGGAAAGAAGGACAAUGUUAUAAAAAUAAAUGAAAAAGAACACCAACAAGAUUACAGCAAAGAAAUUCCACAAGAUUCAACUCUAAAUUCGGAAGAAAUAGCCUCCAACACAGUUUUAGCAGAAAAAUUGGGAAAUCCUAUUACCGACGAUCCUACACCAAUAUAUUCUCACAGUGAAGUUGAAGAAUCUGUUGACGAGAGCCUUAAAAAAGUAAAAUUUUCUAAUAUCAAUUUCGAAAGCAUCAGAAGAACAAUAGACGUCGAUGCCAAAGAGAGAUUUGAAGAAGAAGGAAUAUUUCUUCAUAAAAAACUGUCUUCUACCUCAUCACGAAGCCUAUUUAAACACAUUAACUUUUCACCACCAAACGCGCGUCUGUUAUCCGAUGCGGAUGAGUCUUGGCCGGAAGACAUAUUACCUCCAACUAUAAAGAUUUCGGCCUCUGCAAGCAAAUCUGUAACGUCCUUAGGUUUUAUUGAGGAAACAGAUGAAAAGCUAACAAUCUCUCCUGAUAGAGAUAAAAUGAAAGAAAGAAGUAAGGCAUAUUUAGAUGAAACCUUUUUGGCAGAGCUUUCUAAUGUAUGUGAAGAAGAUAAGGAAUCUACACAAGCAUCAUAUAAGAAUACAAUUGAUGAACGACAAAGACAGGAAAAACUUAAUUCCAAUAAAAACAUUACCAUUGAAGCUACAGUUGGACAGUUGGACACGACAAAUCGUCAAAAUUUCAAUGAAGUAAAGCAAAUACCAAAUCAAUACGUCGAAGAAACAUUUACAAAUGAUCUAAAUAACUUUGAUGAAUCAAACACGAAUAAAAAUGAAAGUUUUUCAAAUGAAAAUAAAUCUAAAAGAAAUCUUAAAUCACAUUAUGACACCAUGAAAGAUACGCCUUUAUUACCUUACGACCAACAAGAUACUGAAAAAACAAGAAGUGACGCAAAACAUGGAAAAGAAAUAAUUAAAAAUCUGGCAAUAGGAGCUAAUGCUUGUGAGAAUAAUAUUAAUGUCAGCCACUGUUACGUUGACUCAGAAAUAAAACUUAUUGAAUCACGGCUUAUAACUCCGAAAAAACGAACGCAAAUAAAUGGCAACAAGACAAGUAAGAAACAAAAUGAAAGUAGGUAG
This is a messenger RNA of Leptosia nina, 2277 nucleotides long. NCBI's taxonomy places the organism in Eukaryota, Metazoa, Arthropoda, Insecta, Lepidoptera, Pieridae. The record is from the annotation of a GenBank genome assembly.